UCACUACUCCUCCUCCACAUUCUGUUAUCGAAGGUAGGCACCUCUGCAGUUUGACUCUCCCUCUCUCCUCCUCGGCUCCUCCUUAUCCGUCCCCUCCUCUGCUUCCUCCCCCUCGGUCCACCUGACCUCGCUAAUCCCUUCACCCUGGGCUCACGUCCGACAGACGGCCAUGGAGGCUUUGUGUUCAGCCUGCCAGAAACUCCACGCUUCCCCCCCCCGCCCGCCCGCCCUCCCCCUUUCUCUCUUUUCUCUUUCUCCAGCCCUCGCUAGCGCUCUCCUUCAGUCGUGCCUCUCUCCUUCCCUCGACACACACACUCUCUCCCCCUGCCUGGAGAGCAGCUGCUGCCAUCAGAAACCCCUCGCUCGCUCCCUCGCUCGCCCCCGCUGGGCUGAGCUCUCUGUUCUCCGGUGGGCUCUCUCUGCGCCGCACUCCUCGGCUCUCCUCCCGCGGGCCCUCCCUCCCUCGUCCGGCCACCGCCCUGCUCGACUCCCUCUCCUCGUUCCUCCACGCCUCGUCUCUCCUCCUCUCCCGUCAGCUGCUCUCCCGUGCCCGUCUCUGCCCGCGCGUAUCCCUGGCGACACCAUGACGGACGUUCUGGACCUGAACCAGAUCGCCUGUUCGGUCGUUGGAGUGGAGCAUGACAUUGAGACCCUCCAUGGCGUACUGCAUGUGACUAUGAGGGGUGUUCCCAAGGGCAACCGACCUGUCAUUCUCACCUACCAUGACAUCGGUUUGAACCACAAGUCGUGUUUCAACACUCUGUUCAACUACGAGGACAUGCAAGAGAUCACGCACCACUUUGCCGUGGUCCACGUGGAUGCACCUGGGCAGCAGGAGAACGCCCCGCCCUUCCCUGCUGGGUACCAGUAUCCAUCUAUGGAUGAGUUGUCUGAGAUGCUUCCAUCUGUUCUCACUCAUCUGAAGGUGACCAGUGUGAUUGGCAUCGGAGUGGGAGCGGGAGCCUACAUCCUGUCCAGACUGGCACUGAGCGAGCCGUCUCUGGUGGAGGGACUGGUACUCAUCAACGUCGACCCCUGUGCUAAGGGCUGGAUGGACUGGGCUGCAUCAAAGCUGAGCGGCUGGACUAGUAACCUGGUGGACAUAGUGAUGGGACACCACUUCAGUGAUGAGGAGCUGAGUGACAACCAGGAGAUAGUCCAGACGUACAGGCUCCACAUCUCCCAGGACAUCAACCAGGACAACCUGGCUCUGUUCUGCUACUCCUACAACAGCCGCCGCGAACUGGAGAUGGAGAGGCCAAUCGUAGGUCUGACUGAUGACACUGCCAACACGAUGAGGUGUCCUUCUCUGCUGGUGGUCGGAGACACGGCCCCCGCCGUCGACGCCGUGGUGGAGUGUAACUCCAGGAUGAAUCCCACCAAAACCACCCUGCUGAAGAUGGCUGACUGUGGCGGCCUCCCUCAGGUGGUCCAGCCUGGCAAACUGGCUGAAGCCUUCAAGUACUUUGUCCAGGGAAUGGGCUACAUGGUGCGUUAACAACAGGUUGCCCACCGCCAGUAUGACUCGCCUGGUUCGAUCUCGUACACACUCGGCCUCCAGCAUGGGAUCAGUGGAGGGAAGUCGCAGUCGCACUCACACCAGCUCACAGCUAGAGGGCGCCAGCCCAGCCAGCCCUGCUCACAGCAGCCAGACCAGGCCACAGACCAUGGAGGUGUCUUGUUAGAUCAGCCACCGUGCUGAUACUCCCCCCUCUCUCUGUGUCUGUCUCUCUCUCUCCCUCUCUCUCUCUCUCUGCGUAUGCCCCUCUGUCCUCCCAUUCUGGCUCACCUUUUAUCUUCACUCUUUGUCCCUGUUUUUCAAACCUUUUCCAUGUUUUCCUCUCCAUUCCUCCCCUAUUCUUCCUCUUUAAGCCCCAGGCUGAAGGUCUAGGGUACCUGGCUGCCUGUUGAUGUCUACCUGCCUGGCAGCCUGUUGAAUUUAGCAGCCCGGCCUUUUGUAUUUAUAACCCUAUUUGUAUUGACGACUCCGUUUAUAUUGAUUACUCUUACUUGUAUUGAACUCUUUGUAUUGAUAACUUAUGUGAUAACUACUUGGUUUGUCAGGCAGAGGAGAGACAGGCCGAUGUCCCAAAGCCUGUCCUGCAGACCUAGAGGUCGUCAAACCACCAUCUCCCUCCAGCACCCAGUACCCAAACCCGUUUGUCUUGUACGCAGAACCCAGCCCUUCACUCAAACCCCUCCUCUCCAUCUUCAGUUUUUAAGGAUUACUAUUAUGUUGUGAAUUUGUGAGGUUUGGGUUUACAAACUGAUGUAGUCAAUAUUCUGUCCUACCGUGGGUACUGAAAGUUAUCAGGAAGCAUGACUAUGACAUUGUUGGAUUUCCUUUGUCUAGAUGUUUGUUUCUAGCUAGUUUGGUUUCAGUUAUACAGUCUUGUAGGUUUUCUCUUUGGGGUUGUUUAAAGCAGCAGAGAAGUGUUGGUUAAACCCAGGGGUCAGGGUUUAGGCUGCAGGCAGGGGCUGUGGUCACUAGUCAGGGUGAAAGAGAGUUUACUUCUAAUGGUUAGGGUUAAGUUAAAUAAUUGGGUAAGGCUGCAUACUGCCAGGUUAACAAGCCUACUCCAGACAAAUACUAACAGGUUUGCACUAUCAUGAAGCAUUCCAGAGGCGUAAUGGGUAAUGUAUUAAACCAGACUUAUUUCAUGUCUUAUCACUGCUGUUGUUAUUGGUAUCAUCACUAUCAUGGUGGGUCUGAUUGUACUGUAGCAGGUGACUGUGGUGAUGCUUCGUUCCUCUGCUGACUAUUAUUACUGUUUGUACUGACGAUUAAAUAAAGCUAAGUUAUACUAUCCA
Messenger RNA from Hypomesus transpacificus, 2811 nucleotides. RefSeq names its product protein NDRG3-like. Gene Ontology annotation, biological process: signal transduction. The record is from RefSeq and is a predicted model, not a curated record. Gene Ontology annotation, cellular component: cytoplasm. The coding region runs from base 170 to 1498 and encodes 442 amino acids. Lineage: Eukaryota; Metazoa; Chordata; Actinopteri; Osmeriformes; Osmeridae. The transcript is spliced from 15 exons.